CUGCACGGUUCGAAUAAACGGAAACCAAAAGUUCUGGCCCAUAAAUUCCAAUAGUGUUUAUUAUCGAGUGUGGUGUUUCCAAGUGCUAAAAUGCAAUCAUUAUUUUUAGUUUGCCUAAUCUUGGCUGGCGUACGAGCGGAAUCCGGGGAGUUUGAGAAACUAUUGAUCCCCGUGUCGUAUGCACAGCCCAAAGCGGGCAAAGCACAACCAGGAAAUGAGACGGCGGGACACUCGUUAGUCGCUCGCUCCUACUACCAAGAGAACGGCCACUCCGAGUGCUCCGUGGGAACGGAAUGCACGCCGCUGCACGACUGCACGGCCCUGAUCUACGAGGUGGCGAGGAGCUGCUAUUAUGGCGACAAGUCGCUGUACUGUGGCGGUGCCACCGAGGAGAUGCCAUACGUCUGCUGUCCGAGCAGUCCGCUGGAGAAGAACCAGGUCUGCGGCAAGUCUUUGGUGCAGGGGCACUUUUACAAGGGACUCGGCUCGUACCCGUUCGUGGCACGCAUUGGCUUCAAGCACGUCAACACGGGCGCCUUUGCCUAUCCCUGUGCUGGAGCGGUCAUCGCGCGUCGCGUCAUCCUCACAGCCGCCCACUGUGCGCUGGCCAAGGCCGAAGGGCAUCGACUGUCGUCAGUGCGCGUGGGCGAGUACGACACCUCCAGCGACCCGGACUGCGCCAACACCGGCUUCUGCGCUCCACGCUCCGUGAAUCAUGCCAUCAGCCAUGUGAUCGUCCACCCAGACUACAAGCAGGGCAGCUACCAUCAUGACAUUGCCCUGCUGGUGCUCAAAACGCCGCUCAACUACUCGGUGGCCACACAGCCGAUCUGCCUGCAGAAGACGCGCGCCAACCUGGUGGUGGGGAAGCGCGCGACCAUCGCCGGGUGGGGCAAGAUUUCCACGGCGAGCAUACGCCAGCCUGAGAUGGCCCAUCUGGACGUGCCGCUGACCAGCUGGGACCUCUGUCUGCGCAACUACGGCUCCACUGGCGCCCUGGAGUCGCCCAAUUCCAUUGAGGGACAAUGGAUGUGCGCCGGCGGCGAGGGCAAGGAUGUUUGCCAGGGCUUUGGCGGAGCGCCACUGUUCAUCCAGGAGAACGGAAUCUUCUCACAGAUAGGAAUCAUGUCCUUUGGCUCUGACAAUUGCGGCGGACUGCGUAUACCGAGUGUCUAUACUUCUGUGGCUCAUUUCGCCGAGUGGAUACACGACAACACGCCACCGGAAUAGGCCUAGCAUUAUUUUUUAAGCACAUAUUUUUCCUAU
Molecule: messenger RNA, 1266 nt
Organism: Drosophila subobscura
Lineage: Eukaryota; Metazoa; Arthropoda; Insecta; Diptera; Drosophilidae
Product: chymotrypsin-like protease CTRL-1
Exons: 6
Coding region: 91-1230 (379 amino acids)
Biological process (GO): proteolysis
Molecular function (GO): serine-type endopeptidase activity
Source: RefSeq, a predicted model, not a curated record